AAGACAAUGACAACCAAGGAGUGUCUCCAUCGUUUUUGUUCGGAUUGUAUUAUUACAGCUUUACGUUCAGGAAAUAAAGAAUGCCCAACUUGCCGAAAGAAGCUUGUCUCAAAGCGCUCACUUCGGCCUGACCCCAAUUUCGAUCUCCUAAUAUCGAAAAUAUAUCCCAGUCGUGAAGAAUACGAAGCUAUACAAGAAAAGGUUAUGGCCAAAUUUAAUCAAACCCAAUCGCAGCAAGCAUUGGUUAACUCCAUUAAUGAGGGCAUUAAAUUACAAUCUCAAAAUAGGCCGCAACGUUUCCGUGCCAAAGGUUGUGGUGGACGCAAUGGCGGCAAUAAUGGAAACCAUAAUUCAGCUAAUGCGAAUAACUCUAAUAAUGAGAGCGCCACAAAUGGCAAUGACAGCGAUAAUCGCGAAAGUGCAAAUGGAAAUGCACCUCAACCUUCUGCAGCCGCACCACCUUCAACACAUUCCAGCACCUCGGCGGCGGCAGCAUCGACGUCUGUUAGUACUGCCAGCACUAGCCGAAUGCAACCAGAUGAUGGCGCCUCAAAUCCACCAUCCAUGCGCAGUACUCCAUCGCCAGUACCAUCGAAUUCGAGCAGCUCGAAACCAAAGCGCGCUAUGUCGGUGCUGACAUCGGAACGUUCUGAGGAGUCGGAAUCCGACUCACAGAUGGAUUGUCGCACCGAAGGCGAUUCUAAUAUCGAUACCGAAGGUGAAGGUACGGGUGAACUUGGGAUAAAUGAUGAAAUAGAGUUGGUUUUUAAACCACAUCCAACUGAAAUGGCAGGUGAUAACCAAUUGAUGAAGGCUUUGAAAGAAAAUUGCAUUCGCUAUAUAAAGACGACUGCAAAUGCCACAGUUGACCACUUGAGCAAAUACUUAGCUAUGCGGUUAACAUUGGAUUUAGGAUCAGAACUUCCAGAAGCAUAUCGAAUGCUAAAUUUUUGCAUAUACAUUGCGCCACAACCUCAGCA
Molecule: messenger RNA, 980 nt
Organism: Rhagoletis zephyria (snowberry fruit fly)
Lineage: Eukaryota; Metazoa; Arthropoda; Insecta; Diptera; Tephritidae
Product: E3 ubiquitin-protein ligase RING1-like
Cellular component (GO): PcG protein complex; ubiquitin ligase complex
Molecular function (GO): chromatin binding; ubiquitin protein ligase activity
Source: RefSeq, a predicted model, not a curated record